Molecule: messenger RNA, 615 nt
Organism: Striga hermonthica
Lineage: Eukaryota; Viridiplantae; Streptophyta; Magnoliopsida; Lamiales; Orobanchaceae
Source: the annotation of a GenBank genome assembly
AUGGACUAUUCAUGUACCCAAGAAAGUGGGAGAGUUUCCUCCUCCCAAACAAGACACCGUGUUUGGAGUCCGACUGAGAAGGCUGCCCUUGUAGAUAUAUUGAAAGACAUGGUGAAUGAGGGUUGUAGGGCAGACGGGUUUAGGCAAGGUUAUAGUUUCGAGAUUGAAAGACGAUUGAAGUUGAAGUUUCCAAAUUGUACCCUUUGUGCAGACCCUCACAUAAGCUCAAAAAUACAUGUGUGGAGGAAGAACUACGUGAGUGUAGCACUCAUAAAAGGUAAUUUAGGCUUUGGGUGGAACGAGAUCACAAAAACAUUUUCGUGCGAUGAUCCUGUAUGGAUAGUGUGGUUAAAGGUUGUUGCGCUGGUUCUGUUGGAACGGAUCUGCACAUAUCAAAAUCUGGAAUUGGAUUUCCUGAUAACUCUCCCUAUCUCUGAUCGUCGAUCUCCCGUCACACCAUUGCCGGUGAUACGCCGGGACUCGAGCGGCCAAGGAUCGCUGCCGUUGGGCCGUUUCCGUCGCGUUGCUGCUGCCGCUAGGCGGCCCUUGUCGUGCGGCCGGUUGUUGUCGUCGGCCUCGACCCGUAACCACGCUCCUUUGGAGGUGAGCGGAUAA